GUUCUAUUCCGCAUCCAAAUUGCAUUGUGGGAUAUGUAUUUUUUGUGCACUUAUUUGACAUCGCUGCCAUGCGUCCAUGGAAACACAGCAAACAAACGAGACAGAUGUACACGAGAUGAGAGUGAAAUUCCAUAGACGUAGGCGAGGAAAACAGGUGUCUACAAAAUGAUGAAAGCUGACAACGUUGUCAUUUUGUAUUUAUAAAACUGUGCAAAAUGCCUAUAAUUAAAGUUCCAGUUGUCCAUAAUUUGGGUAUAAUUUCCCAAACUCACAAAGAGGAUUUGCAAAAAAGACUUUUCAAAAAAGCUCAGGAAAUAACAAUCACAACCAAUUCAAAGGCUACCAGAAACCCAUUUGAAAUAACAGAGGAGUUUAUCAGAAAGUACAACAAUUCCCAUGGCUCUGAGGAACAAGAAAAGUAUAAUGAGCUGGCACGACAACUACUUAGCCGAAGCAAGCGCAGAGCUGGACUGAAAUGCAUGGGUGAGGGCUACCACGUUCAGCUUCCUCUGGCAUGGGCAGAGCUGCUGUUGCUUGGUUUGUGCCGUGGUAAAAUUCAAAAUGAUUCCCUGGAUUCCCUUCUGAUGUCACUGGACCAUGCUCCAGUGCAUGCAGAACAGAUUCCCGCCCUCUUUUACCUUGGAGAGUCAGUCUUGUACUGGGUCUGUACUGAUACGUCCCAGAAGCCCAAUUUGUACACCUGCGAAGUGAAGAUACUGAAGCUGGGAUAUUUGGUCUUCUUGAGACUAUUUCUCUUUCACAUCUCUGGAAACCUGAGUGGAUACCAAAGAAGCAAAUCCCAUCUUCACGUUUUUUUAAAAGCUCUGUCUCAGUGUGAGCCAUGCUACCAACCGUAUCCAAACAUCUUGCUCUCAGUGCACUUCAUGUUACGUUCAGGGGAGAUCAUUUGUGGACUGGAACCUUUUGAAGAUGAUUCAGCAUCAGCUCAGGCAGACUGUCAGGAGUAUGACAUGAACCAGGUGCUCUGGCAUUGUCUUCUCAGUUGGUACUGCGUACAAAACAAUGUCCGCCAGCUCUCCCAAGUGGCACAGCACCUCAUCAUGCUGAGAGAGGAGCUGCAGAAAGAAAACUGGGUGGACUGUGCUUUGGGAUUAAUGGUUCUGGGUGAGGCUGCAAAGUCCAGCUUGUUGUGCCUUCAGAUGUUGAUGAGUCUCCACAUCAACCCAAAGACAGAGCAGGAUGGGAUUAUAGAAGAAAACGAAGGUAUGUCUCAGAGUGGUUGCUGGCCAUGGCAGUUGGAACACAUCUAUACCACUGUGUUAGCAGACAUAUGCCAGCAUAGCAGCAAUGCAGAGAUACAGAAAACAGCUCUGCUGGGCAGUCAAACCCCUCCAGGAUAUCACAAUACUGAUGGACUGCUUAAACUUCUGAACCACUCUGGCGCCGAGGCCUGGCAGCUGCGCUACAGUGCUGUUCAGGCUUUGGUGUGCAUAUGCCGAGGGCUCAGCGGAGCUGUGUUGCAGGAGGGGCUGAGGAAUGUGGCCUGGAUCACUCUGCAGGAACACCUGUGCCAAGAGACUGACCAGAGAGUCGGAGAUGCCGCCCGGGUUAUAGAGGCUGAAAUGAAUGUUUCAGAGAGCAGUCUUCUCAGUGAGGGAGGGAAGCCAUCAUCAUCUACCUCUGCUUCUAGCGUACCCGCUAGUCUACCUGGCCAACUGAUCACCUGGAGGUUAGCAUGUACCCUCUCACAGCUCUCUUCCCCCACGCCUCUCCAGCUCACCCCCCACACCAAGGCCAAGAAGGAACCACCACCUCCCUCCAACAGGCCUAGGCUGGAAGCCUGUUCUCCACUGCCUAAAGAAACACUCCCUGGCCCUGCCAGUAAGACGCAGCAUCCAACCAGACAUCCAGAGGAAUAUCACAGUGCCCCGGGAAAAAGUAAGAAACAUCAAACUUACAUGGACUUCAAUGCACGUACAGAUGUUGACUUGAUGAGAGUUGUGGAGGACCAGUGGCAAAAAGAACUACAGAUCAAAAUGGCAGAGGAGGAAGAUGCUGAACAAAAUGAAUUAGAGAAAGUACAAAAGGAAAAAGAGGAACAAUUCAAAGAGAUUAUGAGGAGGCGGGUGGAGAAAGUCAAGAAGGACACCAAACCAUAUGAGCUGCCUGAAUAUCAACAAACGGGAGGUCAAAUCUGAAUCUGAAAGAGACAUACAUGACUUGUGCUAUGCUCUUUGUUAUAAUACUGAUCCAAAAACAUUUUUACCAUGGUGAUUGCAUCUAGCAUUAUUUUGGAGGGAAUAGUGUCUUACAACAAGUGCAAAUUGUUUUAUGCACUUUAUUUCAUUUAAUUGGCCAAGGUAACUUGGGUUUCAUCCUUUUUUAAUCUCACAUUAUAUUUACAGAAAGAUAGAAAAAAAAUGGACAAAAUGUGACUCUUAGCGAGCAACAUUGGUAGACAUUUGUGUGAACAUUCCAAGUGAACUCGCAGUGCAGUUUCCCUUUACCUGCAAGUGAUUGAAUGGAACCAAACAUCCGACUUGUGUGCUCUACCAAGAGGAGCUUCACAAAACGACAGUAGAGGUGGCGUAAGUGAGGACGUUGCACAUCUCUGUUGAAGCAGUAGAUAUACUGCACUGAGGUUAUCAUAAGA
This is a messenger RNA of Oncorhynchus nerka (sockeye salmon), 2614 nucleotides long. RefSeq names its product transmembrane protein 232 (gene tmem232). The record is from RefSeq and is a predicted model, not a curated record. Lineage: Eukaryota; Metazoa; Chordata; Actinopteri; Salmoniformes; Salmonidae.